Molecule: messenger RNA, 2102 nt
Organism: Cyclopterus lumpus (lumpfish)
Lineage: Eukaryota; Metazoa; Chordata; Actinopteri; Perciformes; Cyclopteridae
Gene: phf6
Product: PHD finger protein 6
Exons: 11
Coding region: 179-1267 (362 amino acids)
Cellular component (GO): nucleus
Source: RefSeq, a predicted model, not a curated record
UCGCAGUGUCUCGAGCGCUGUAGCUAGCUUGAUGCUAGUGUGAAAAGCUCACGAUCACUUCUGAAGGACGGAAAGAAACACAGCCACUGCCCGCAACACUUUCCCAUCUUCCCCACUGUGUCGGCGCCGUAAGACAGUGUGAGCAGAGACUUGGUCACACAAAAAAAAGCCUUUUGUCAUGUCAGGACAGAAGAAAGGAGCCGCAGCGCGGCUGCUUAAAUGUGCCUUCUGCAGAACCAACCGGGACAAGGAGUGCGGGCAGCUGCAAUUGUCGGACAGCCAGAAGGUGGCAGCCCACCACAAGUGCAUGCUUUUCUCCUCUGCCCUGGUCACAUCUCACUCAGACAGCGAAAAUAUCGGAGGGUUUUCCAUUGAGGAUGUGAAAAAGGAGAUCAAGAGGGGGAAUAAAUUGAUGUGUUCCUCAUGCCACCGGCCGGGUGCCACUAUCGGCUGUGACGUGAAGACGUGCCGGAGGACGUAUCACUAUUACUGCGCUUUGAAAGACAAAGCCCAGAUCAAAGAGAAUCCCUCACAAGGGAUUUACCUUGUUUACUGUCGUAAACAUCGGGAUGCCUCUCACGAUGGCAUUCAAGGUGAAGAGGGAGCUGUGGCCUGUGAGUCGGACUCGUCACCUCCACAAAGUAGGGGACGGGGAAGGUUUGAGAAAGGCCGGGCCAAGGUCGGAUCUCGUGGCCAAUCGGAAGACACCCGUUCCACUUCCUCGCAGGCUGCAGACGAGGAGAGCUCCUCCCACCGCGAGAGGUCACCUCUCCGGGCCAGCGUGGGCGACGGUGGCCAGCGCUGUGGCUUCUGUCACGCUGGCGAGGAAGAGAACGAGACGAGGGGCAUGCUUCACACCGACAACUCCAAAAAAGUGGCCGCACACUACAAGUGCAUGCUUUUUUCAUCGGGGACGGUGCAGCUGACCACCACGUCGCGGGCUGAAUUUGGAAACUUUGACGUGAAGACGGUCAUCCAGGAAAUCAAGAGGGGGAAAAGAAUGAAAUGCACACUCUGCACUCAGUUGGGUGCCACCAUUGGGUGUGAAAUCAAGGCGUGCGUGAAGACCUACCACUUUCACUGCGGCCUGCAAGACAAAGCCAAGUACAUUGAAAACAUGGCUCGUGGCAUCUACAAACUUUACUGCAAGAACCACAGUGGCAACGAGGAGAGGGAUGAAGAAGACGAGGAGCGAGAGAAUCGCAGUAGACAGAGGGCAGCAAACAACCACGGAGAAACGCCGUCAAUGCAAGUGAAUGGCAACUAGGUCGGUCUGAUGGAUGUGGCGCAGGGCGAAACCAGAAGAAACCGAAGACGAGGGACAGACAUUUUUUUAUAUUAAGUUUUAGCCCGCUCACAAAGCCGUGGUCUACAAGCUCCCACAAGUCCUUUUUCUACACGUUUUCUCCCAAUAAACGGACGCGACGUCCCGGCGUGCGUCGUCUACAUGUGAAACCCUGUUUUGACUCUCCUGGAUGAGCCGCUCACGGCCCGGUGGCACCCUGCAGAGCACCGGACUGCUGCAGGAUGCCGGAAAGCCAUGGCUACUCUUUCCCAGGAGUCGGUCAUCGGCUCCCAUUUCAAAUACAUGUAUUGUUUCUGCGAGUAAAAGGUGAUGGACUGAUCAUGUGAUUGUCGCUCACUGCCCAUGUGCCCCGCCCCCCCCCCCCCCCCCCCCCCCCCCCCCCCCCCCCCCCCCGGAUGCAUUCUGGCUCUUCCUUUGCUUCUCAAGGACUCACUUUUAAGAGGGGUCUGUUUGUUACUAGUCUCUCUAUCAAGUUGUGCAGUUUGAUUACCUUGUUUCUGUAAUCACGUCUUAAGAAUACUCUUCAUGUUAGUCUUUCUUUCUUGAUAUGUAAUAUUUUGCUACUGUAUCAUGAGUCAUUUUUUAAUAUCUGGAUUUCAGACAGUCGCAAUUACAAGUUUCGCCAGCAUGCACUUGGAUUUUCCCUCACUGUUCAAGUUUUUUUAAAUUUAGCUACCGAAGGGCAAUGUAGAGCUCUUUAGGGGAGUUGGCCUGACUUGAUUUGAUGUACUGUUACCUGUAUCUCUACAAAUGUACCCAUGAAUGAUCAGAAAUAGAAAAAUAUUUUUAUUUUACA